AAUGCAACCUAUCAUCCUUCUUGAACUGUCAUUUUUAUUGUUAAACAUUUGCGAACUCUCCUUCCAACGGGUUUAUCAGAAAAAUGCAUCAUCCAAGAGCAAGAAUGGAUGAAAUUAAAACAAAGUUUAUGGACUUGCUGCAUAAACAGACCAAUAGGCAGUUGAAAAUACCAGCUAUGGGUUUCUCCGAUUACUUCAUACAGAGUGUCACAACUGAGCCUACGGAAGUUUCUGCAAAUAAACUGAAAGCUGAAAGCAAUGGACCAUCGUUAUCACCAAGUGGUAAAAGUGAUGCAUCUAAUUCCGAUAAUCUUAAUACUAAUGCCCACGCACAAAAAUCCGACCAGGAAAUACUGGAGAGUAUAGAGGAAAUAUAUUUUCAACCGGAAAGGGAGGAGGGGCGCAAUGUGCAUGGUCAAUAUGAACUUCAGAAAGUUCUUAGUGACGGUGUAAAUUUUCAAUUAAUUGAUGGAACGAUUGCACAAUUGCGAACACAGCAUAAAGUUCUAUCAAAACAAGUACUACAAAACAUAUUAGAGCAACGUAGCGCUUGCAACGAGGAGUUUGCAUCCAUUAAUGAUAUACAAAAAGAGCUGGAGGAGUCCCUGUGGACUUGUCGAAAAGCUCGUUCUUAUUUAAACUAUGCAAAAGUCAAUUUAACCACAACAAGCCUAGAAAUAUUAGCAUCUUAUCGAAAGCGUGAAAUACUUAAAGAGCUUUUAAAUACUUUGCUCGCAAUUAAAAAGCUGAAAUCAACUGACGUCGAAGUGCAAAAAUUUCUUUCCGACUAUAAUUACUCUGGUGCAAUUGGUUUGCUGCUUAAGUGUAAAGAUUCUGCUGCUGAAUAUAUGCAAUACAACUGCGUGCAGUCAUUGAAUAAGAAGCUACAGGAAACACUUUUGCUAACCGAGUUUCAGUUAGACACAGUUCUCAACGAGAUGAUUUUGAAUUUUGAUAUGCGAAAGUAUGCGAAGCUGCAAGAAGCUUACAAACUGCUGAACAAAUCUCUAAUUGCUAUGGAUCAGCUGCACAUAAAUUUCAUCUCGGCUAUACAUUCCUCUGUAAACUCAGUUUUACGCGCCUAUAACGACCCUAAUAUUGAUGAAAAUAUGAAAUUCCUUUUCGAACAACUUUGUGAACAAGUGACUGUGGACAAAUACAUUUCUUGCUUGAUCAGCUUAUGCAAAACAUUCUGGACUAUAUUGGCGUCCUACUAUCAAAUUGUUGUUUGGCAUCAAAAUUAUAAACUCUAUCCUAUGGACAUGGAAGACUCGCCCGAUAUAUAUAUACAGGAAAAACUGAAGAAAGGUCAAUCACGCAUUUGGAAUGAUAUUCUAACAAAGAUAUGCACUUUCCUACAAAGCACCAAGCUGAAAACGCUGAAGUAUGAUCAAUUCAUACAAGUAUUAUCCAUAGUACAGCGUUUAAAAAAAGUUGGUUUGGAGUUUUGUGGUGAACAGUCCGAGAAAUUGAUUGAAACAAUGCAAGUGCAAAGUCAGGAAUUUUUCCAACGUUAUCACAUAACAUGCCUAGAGGAGAUAUGUCUCUUUUUGGAUAAUGAAUCGUGGACAAUGGUGGAUUCGUUUGUUAAUAUACUUCAGCUGCCGGAAUUUCGUUCUGUACGCAAUACGUUAAGACGGCAUAAAUCACCGCCUGUCGCACACUUGAUCGUCUCAGCGACAUCGGUAAAUAAUUCACCAACAAGCAAUAACAAUUGUGACGAGUUAGUGUCGGUGCAUUCGCAAGACGGUGGUAGUUCCAUUUACGGUUCCUAUGGUUACUUUCUGCGUUUCUCUGAGAAGAGUUCACCAUUCGAUGGCGGUCUGGAUGUGGCUAUGCUUGAAGAGGACAUACUCUCCGGAAUUGUAGACGAGGCAUCCUGCUACUUUUCAGAGGAGAGUGAUGACGAGCAGAAAAGCAUGCAAAGCAAAUACGAAGAUGAAGCUGGCAUUACGUGUGUUAUUGUAAACAAUACAACACUGAAUGUAUUCCGUUGCAUUGGCCGUUACCUACAAAUGUGUAAAUUGUUGCAUUGCAUUUCACCGAAAAUUGUGGCGAGCAUGUUGGAAUUGAUGGAUUUUUAUGCCUAUGCGGUGCACGAAAUUUUCGGCAAAGAUGCACCCGUGACGAUGGAAAAAUUUUACAACGCACGUCUUGAGCAAAAACUCCAAACAGUUCUGGAUAAUGUUGUAACAAAUAUAAAAAUUUGGCCACUAAACUUUUCAUCACUGAUUAAUAAUGAGCUGGCGAAUCCAGAUACUCUGUACGGCCUUUCACAGCGCAUAGUUGCGAUCGAGAGUGGUCAUUGUAUGACACAGCAGUUUCAAACACUACACAAUUACCUCAACCAUUUGUUACCGCCACAAGAGAGACCAAUGCUAACGGCUUAUUUCGAUUAUAUUAAAUUCAUGACUGAUAUUGCACGCCCAGUGUACACCUGUGUUACAUCGCGCGUCAUUGAUUUGCCAGCGGUCUUAGCAAUGAUCACCAAAGUGAAAUGGGAUGUCAAUCACGUCAGCUUUCACCAUAAUAAUUAUAUUGAUAUAAUGAAUCGGAAUAUUCAAAGUUUUGCAAUGCGUUUGGAAGAAAUCGCUAAAGAAAUAAAUCUACCUGCGGAAACUAUAUGGAACUCCAUGGCUCAUGUCGCGACGCAUUUGCUAGUAGAAGGUUUCUCGAAUGUAAAAAAAUGCUCCGCCGGCGGUCGUGCGCUAAUGCAACUAGAUUUUACAAAUUUUAUGUCCAUACUCGAGUUGAUUUCAAAUCAGAAAUAUCCGGCGCAUCGCAUUUAUGUUGACAGUUUUAUAAAAGCAUAUUACUACUCAAAUGAACAAUUCGAAGAAUGGAUUGAUGCACAGCGCAAUCUGGAGCAAUAUUCCACAAAGCAACUAACCAAUCUCAUACAAUGCGUUUGCGUUAGCGACAAACGCACCAGACAAAAACUAUUACAAUUAUUAGGUGGUAAUAACACUAGUGUUGGAAAUGGCAAUAAUCUCAAUUUAAGUACAAGUAGCACAUAGUUGGAAUAAUUUAAGCCAUGCAAAGCUAUAUUAAGCGCCAACUACUUGGCCACUGCACAAAUAUUUAUAAUUUACAUAUCCACAUUUGUAUAUUUUGUGCUGUUCAAUGCUAAGUUAAUGUCUCGAAACAUUCCACUUUUUAUUUAUAUUUGUAGGCAAUUUUUACAAAUCACUUAUUGUUAUUUAUGUGUACAUUAGGGUGUCCGUUAUUUCCCAAGUUGAUUUUGUGUUUGCAAACGCCCUCUUAAGCUUCAGUUUUUGCUUUACAAAAAAUUAUCCAACGUAAACAAACUCUUUAUUUUCAAUUGAAACCUGCCUAAAUCAUUUUACUUUUCCCAUACAUUUUACAUGAGAUUUUUUGAUCUUUUGCAAUAAAUUUUUUAUCUCCCAAGCAAAUAAACCUACAACUUUUAAAAAAUUAUAUUCUAAUACAAAAUUAUCCGCUCUACAAAAAAGGUCUUAAUAAUUAAAGUUAAAGUUUUCCAUUGAAUGUACUGUAUUCAUACAGUACACCAUGUCGUAUGAGCAACACAGAACGUAUAAAUCGCUUGUAUGAAUGCUUGGAUCCUUUUUGUAGGCCAAAAACUGAAAAUUCGGGAGGGUGGACCCCUAUUGUACAUAUUUAUUAACACAAAUUUAUUUAUUAUCUAUUUAAUCGAUCUCCUAUUAAAUCUACAUUACUCGAAAUGAUGUACUUCAAACUCUCUAAAAACUCUCUUCACUUAUGAUAUUGAUAAAAAAAAUUUCUUUACACUUCGUUAAACGGAGUAAGCUUGUGUAACUUGAAUCUCGAAACUUUAUUAUCUCUUCUCAUAUACCUAUUUUUAUAUAUACUUACAUUUAAUAGUCAAUUUUAUUUAUACACACAUAUUAUAUAUUAUUAUAUUUCGAUUAUGUACCUUAUUAGCUUGUUAUAUAACUUAUAUUUUGUUCAUCUGAUAACUACUAUAUGUUGGUACAUGAACUAAUUUGUGCAGCUUGACGGACAAAUAUUUCUAGCAUCUGUAAUAAAAAGCAACAAAAAGUAAUAUGCAACAUAUUAUACAUAUACAUACAUAUAUACCUUAUACAUUAAUACAUCGCUGUUAAUGUACUGUAAUCUAAAGUAAACGUAUUUAUAGCGCAUAAAUUUUAAAGUUGUAUUAUAAAUGAAAAGAAAAUAUAAACGACCAACAUAUGUCGGCGAUUGCGCUUACAUAUAUGUUUCGGAAUAAACGAUAUGGCUGAAGAUUAA
Bactrocera oleae (olive fruit fly) is the source of this 4251-nucleotide messenger RNA. It is a transcript of the gene Vps50, whose product is annotated as vacuolar protein sorting 50. Gene Ontology annotation, cellular component: EARP complex. Gene Ontology annotation, biological process: endocytic recycling; retrograde transport, endosome to Golgi. Gene Ontology annotation, molecular function: SNARE binding. NCBI's taxonomy places the organism in Eukaryota, Metazoa, Arthropoda, Insecta, Diptera, Tephritidae. The record is from RefSeq and is a predicted model, not a curated record.